CAGGGCAGAGUGCGUUGUUGCAGAGUCACUGCGAAGUGGUUCGUGUGUAAACAAGAUGUUCGAGAAAGAAAAGUCUGGAACUAGCCAAGUAAAUACUGCUUUUGAAAGUAAUAAUAGAUUAGAAUGAAACUGAAUUGAUUGUAGUGCGAUGCUUGUGGAAAGCUAAACCUAAUCGAAAAAUUCAAUAACUCGCGUCUGUCGCGAAGACAAUCGAUGAGACAUUGCUAACCGAGUUAGCUACUUUAGCUAGCCACCUCACUGUUGCUUAAUAGCUUGCUGCAUUUGAGGCCCGUUUGUCGCAGCGCCUGAUAGACCCUGCAUGUCCAGGCCAUCCUCAAUCUGGACUGUGGACAGGAGAUCCUGAGUUGUCAUCCACGUGAAAAGUAAACAGACGCAGAGUGCAUCACCCAUGGAGCUAUAAAAGAACAGGGCGAUCAGAUCUUCUCCCUGUGUGAUCACAUUACCUUCUCUGUCGGCUGUGUCAUCACACACUCCACGCAACAUUGUCCCUGACUGGGAUAUUUGGAAUGCAACUCGAGCUGGGUGGCUGGUCACUACAACCUCCUCCCACUAUGGAGGCAGGAGGAAAAGACUGUGAGGACGAGACCCUACAAACUGCCUUUAAAAAGCUCCGGGUAGAUGCUGAAAGCUUGCCUGCCAAGCUGCACGUCUGUGAGACCAUCACUCCAAGAGUGGUUAGCCGAGCCUUUCUAGAGGGUGCCAAGCCCAAACUAAGCUGCCCCAAGGAGAACUGGCAUGGUAGUUGUAUGAGGAAGACGUCAAGAGGAGCCGUGAGAAGCCAAAGACGCCGGAGAUCCAAGUCUCCCAUUCUCCAUCCUCCAAAGUUCACCUACUGUGCUUCCAAGAUGUCGCCCUUACCUGGCCACCUGAAACACAAGAGCCUGCCAGAGGCUGAGGGUUGCAGCUCCUCCCUGGAGAUCCCCGCCAAGAAGGAACUGCUCUCCUCGGGCCACUCCUCCCCUGUGUUUGGCGGUGCUGGCUAUGAGCCCCACACCCCCGCUGCCUCUGGGGAAGGCCCCACAGCCAGGCUGGAGGGCAGCCCCAGACAGCCCCUGUCUGACGACAAGGGUGUCCCAGAGGCAGCUCACUGCGUAGGGGCUGAAGCCAAAACGGGAGCUGUGCCCUCUGACUUCAGGUCCCUGUCAAAGCUCCACGAGGGCGGGGGCCCGUGCACCUGCGCUCAGAGCGAGUGCCAGUGCCCCGGCUGGCAGGGCGUAGAGGUCUACUCCUUCACGGGCCUCCGUAACAUCCUCUCAGAGUGCGAGAGGAACCUGGCGAGCCCAGAGGAUACGUCCCAGACCUCCCUGCAACAGAGAACUCAGACCGAUGGGUCCACCACAUCAACCUCCCCGCGUUCCUGUUCCGAACAGGCUCGGGCCUAUGUUGAUGACAUCACAAUAGAGGAUCUUUCUGGUUACAUGGAGUACUAUCUUUAUAUUCCCAAGAAAAUGUCACAUAUGGCAGAGAUGAUGUAUACUUAAAUAAGUAAUGGAAAAAAUAUAUACAUUUUGGGGGGUGGCUUAAGGAAUGGUUAGGCAUGAAGUAAUUUAAAUAAGGUUUAACUGUUUAUUUCCCCAGUUUCUCCAUUCUCUUCUUUGCAACUCCAGUACCAGAGCUGAAAGACGCAUUGUAUUUUUCUUAUUACUUUUGAAUUAUUUGUUUUCUUUAAAGUUUUCAUGAUUGUCCUUAUUUCUGGUUGACAAAUGAAGUUGCCAAAGCUCUAUCGCAAAAAGUGCAUGUGGGAUUUGUUGGUAUAUGCAAAGCAAACUUGUAAUGCCAAGUGUGAUUGUUUUCCACGGCCAAAGAGGUUAAUUGUCUGGAGUUUCCAUUUCACUCAAUAAAACAUUUUUGUUGAAAACAGA
Messenger RNA from Salvelinus sp. IW2-2015, 1883 nucleotides. It is a transcript of the gene oser1, whose product is annotated as oxidative stress responsive serine-rich 1. Lineage: Eukaryota; Metazoa; Chordata; Actinopteri; Salmoniformes; Salmonidae. Gene Ontology annotation, biological process: cellular response to hydrogen peroxide. The record is from RefSeq and is a predicted model, not a curated record.